UCUUCUACACUUCCGCUUCUAUCCUUCACUGUCUCCCUCAUCGCUUAUAUUAUUUGAGUUUUAAUAUUAAAAAAAAGACAAAUCAACAUUAAAAAUUGAAGAGAGGGGAGGGGAGCCCCAGCCCCACUGUUUGUUUUGUCGACAGACCCAAUUCCUUGCGCGGCUUUAUCUCCGCAGAUCAAAAGAGUAGAGCAAAAUAAACUCAACAAAGAGGGUACUACUACUACUAGUACGCGAAACAAUAUGAAGCUGUCGGCUUGCCAUUCUCUAUUCCCGGUGUUCCUCUGUUUCUCUUGACUAGAGAGAGUUGUCAUUCUGCGUACCUAGCUGAGGAGAAUUUCUUUGAUGUGGAAUUUGUAAAGUUUUGAUCUUGGUUAUGUUUUGAAUAAAUGCCUGUGCUCAUCUAGAGAGAGAGAGAGAGAGAGGGAGAGUGAUGGGAUCUGGGAAUGGGUAUUAUGGAGGAACAGAAUUUAGUUUGGACCCCAAAUGGGUGGUCGAUCCGAAGCUUCUAUUUGUUGGCCCGAAGAUUGGAGAAGGCGCCCACGCCAAAGUCUACGAGGGAAAGUACAAAAACAAGAAUGUUGCUAUCAAAAUUGUGCAUAGAGGAGAGACACCUGAUGAGAUUGCAAAGAGAGAGGGCAGAUUCGAUAGAGAAGUUGCAAUGCUGUCGAAAGUCCAGCACAAGAACUUAGUUAAGUUCAUUGGAGCUUGUAAGGAGCCUGUUAUGGUCGUGGUAACCGAGCUUCUACUUGGUGGGACGUUGAGGAAGUAUUUGCUAAACCUACGGCCAAGGUGUCUUGAUAUGCGGGUUGCUAUUGGGUUUGCCCUUGACAUAGCUCGUGCAAUGGAAUGCUUGCAUUCUCAUGGAAUCAUACACCGGGACUUGAAGCCUGAGAACUUGCUCUUGACAGCAGACCACAAAACCAUCAAACUUGCGGAUUUUGGUUUGGCACGAGAAGAGUCGUUGACAGAGAUGAUGACUGCUGAGACUGGAACCUAUCGCUGGAUGGCGCCAGAGCUUUAUAGUACGGUGACACUUAGACAGGGAGAAAAGAAGCACUAUAACCACAAGGUGGACGCAUACAGUUUUGCCAUUGUGUUGUGGGAGCUCAUACAUAACAAGUUGCCGUUUGAAGGCAUGUCGAAUCUGCAGGCAGCCUAUGCUGCUGCGUUCAAGAACGCAAGGCCAAGUGCCGAAGAACUUCCACAGGAUUUGGCCUUAACCGUGACUUCGUGUUGGAAGGAGGAUCCGAACGACCGGCCCAACUUCACUCAGAUAAUACACAUGCUCCUGCACUAUCUAUCCAUGAUCUCACCUCCCGAGCAUGCUAUCCCACCGCGGAUCUUCACCUCGGAGAAUGCCGUCUUCCAUCCGGAGUCUCCGGGCACCAGCUCGUUGAUGGCCAAGAGAGACGACAACUGCGACACCCCAAAGACGCCCAUGGAAAGCAAGCCAAGAGGGUUUUUCUUCUGCUUUAAUCACUGCUACUAAUAAUAUCUAGAUAGCUUUUCCUCCUAAAAAGUGGAAAAUUUAAGCAGGAUAAAAACCUUUUAACUGUGACUGUGUGUGUAAAUUAUGGAGUUUGGGUUGCUGUGAUGUAUUGUAGGUGUAAAAUAAGGUGCAUCCAAAGGCCUUUGACUCCAUUGAUAUGGUAGAACAAAACUCAGUUACCCAAUAAACAUGCAGCGACAAUCGCUGCUGCUUAUUUUCCUAUCAA
Molecule: messenger RNA, 1718 nt
Organism: Salvia miltiorrhiza (redroot sage)
Lineage: Eukaryota; Viridiplantae; Streptophyta; Magnoliopsida; Lamiales; Lamiaceae
Product: serine/threonine-protein kinase STY13-like
Exons: 7
Coding region: 434-1492 (352 amino acids)
Biological process (GO): protein phosphorylation
Molecular function (GO): protein kinase activity; ATP binding
Source: RefSeq, a predicted model, not a curated record